AUGGGGUGUGAAGCAACUAGUCCACACAUUCACCCAGUAGGUUGGUGUAAAGAACACAGAAGAACUCUUAUUACUCCUCCAGAUUAUCCAAAUGUGAAGCAUUUUUCUUGGGAUAAAUACUUAGAAGAAACCAAUUCUUUACCUGCUCCUGCAAGAGCUUUUAAAGUGAAACCUCCCCAUGGAUUCCAGAAAAAAAUGAAACUUGAAGUUAUAGACAAAAGAAACCCCAUGUUUAUUAGAGUAGCAACAGUUGCAGAAACAGAUGAUCAUCGAAUAAAAGUUCAUUUUGAUGGCUGGAAUAGCUGCUAUGAUUACUGGAUAGAUGCAGAGUCUCCUGAUAUUCACCCAGUAGGCUGGUGUUCAAAAACUGGGCAUCCUCUUCAGCCUCCUCUAAGUCCCGUAGAAUUAAUGGAAACUACAGAGCAUAGUGGAUGCUCAACCCCAGGAUGCAAAGGGGUUGGCCAUUUUAAAAGAGCAAGACACCUGGGCCCCCACAAUGCUGUCAACUGUCCUUAUUCAGAAAUCAAUUUGAAUAAAGACCGCAUUUUCCCAGACCGCUUAAGUGGUGAGAUGCCUCCAACCAGUCCAUCGUUUCCAAGAAAUAGAAGGACAGAUACAAAUGAAGUCUCUUCAUCUCCUGAAAUCAGAGCACAGCAUGCUGAUGAUGCUAAAGAAGAAUUUGAAGAGAAAUCAGAGAAUGAAAUGAGAACAUCACAUGAAGCCAGAGGUGCCCGGGAAGAGCCUAGUGUACAGCAGGCACAACGUCGCUCAGCUGUCUUUCUCUCCUUUAAGUCCCCCAUUCCAUGUCUGCCCUUGCGCUGGGAACAACAGAGUAAACUUCUUCCAACUGUUGCUGGGAUCCCUGCCAGUAAAGUUUCCAAAUGGAGCACUGAUGAGGUAUCAGAAUUCAUCCAGAGCUUACCUGGCUGUGAAGAGCAUGGAAAAGUAUUUAAAGAUGAACAAAUCGAUGGAGAAGCAUUUCUGCUUAUGACCCAAACAGACAUUGUUAAAAUUAUGAGUAUUAAGCUGGGCCCCGCACUCAAAAUUUUCAAUUCUAUCCUGAUGUUCAAAGCUGCAGAGAAGAACUCUCACAACGAACUUUGAAGGUGGUGAAUAUUGAAUACCAUCAGCUUUCUGCUUUAAAGUUCAUAUUUUAUUCAAAGCACAAGGACAGUUAUAACUCCUAAGUGAGAGGCUCCAAAACUCACAAGAACAAUGCUAUUGGAUUAUUUAUAUUCCUCAAGAGACAAUAUAUAUGAAUUCUUAUGAAAGUGCUUGAGCUUUUAACCAGGUACUGUCUAACAACAGUCAUCUUUUGGUUCUGUUCACUGAGCUAAAUUUACCUUUGUAAA
Suncus etruscus (white-toothed pygmy shrew) is the source of this 1352-nucleotide messenger RNA. Its product is annotated as lethal(3)malignant brain tumor-like protein 3. The record is from RefSeq and is a predicted model, not a curated record. Gene Ontology annotation, molecular function: protein binding; zinc ion binding. Gene Ontology annotation, biological process: regulation of DNA-templated transcription. The transcript has a single exon. NCBI's taxonomy places the organism in Eukaryota, Metazoa, Chordata, Mammalia, Eulipotyphla, Soricidae. Bases 1 to 1104 code for a protein of 367 amino acids. Gene Ontology annotation, cellular component: nucleus.